UUUGAUACUCUCUCGUGUCAACCAGAGCCUGACUAAUUAUUGACGUGUGUUUUGAAGUAUCCGAUGACAAUUUUAAAGUAUUUUAUAAACACCGCAUCGGGUGCGUAGAAGUCCCAUGAUCAUUCACUCAGCAUUCGAUCCAUUGUGUCCGUACGAAAUGGACGUUUACAACACAAUAACAAUUCUCGCACCUGUGUUAAUCUUUUACCCUCUGCUUAUUCUUUUCGCCUUUCCUCUCACCUUACUUGGAAUGAUGUACGCUACCGUCGUAUUUCUUCAUGUUUACCGGCACAGACGAAGGGAAAUCUACGAUGCUUACUCGGAGAACUUCUGGGACGGAGCGAAACAGACAGUGGCUGCAGUGUUCGAUGCACAGGCGACGUACUGGAACGGUUAUGAGAUCAUCGGUUUAGAGAAAGUUCCAGAUCAUGGCCCAGCGUUGCUGGUGUAUUAUCACGGGGCUUUGCCGAUAGACAUAUUUUACAUUAUUGCGAAGAUGUUGUUGUACAAAAAACGAUCGCUAAAGAACAUUGUAGCCACCUUUCUUUUUAGAUUACCAGGAUUCAAAAUAAUGUUAGAUGUCUUCGGGGCUUGCUCUCCGACCAGAGAAGAAUGUGUAAAAAUGCUAAAGGAUGGUGAAUUACUAGCCGUAUCACCAGGAGGUGUGAGAGAAGCGCUGUUUUCAGAUGAGAAUUAUAAAUUAGUUUGGAAUGGUAGACUUGGUUUUGCCAAAGUUGCACAGGAAGCACAAGUGACCAUAAUUCCAGUUUUCACGCAGAACGUGCGCGAAAUCUUUAGGACAAUCAAAAUGGGACGAAGAAUAUUGCAAAAGCUUUAUGAUUAUACACGAUGCCCGUUAGCUGCGCCUAUCUAUGGAGGAUUCCCUGUGAAAAUGAGGACUUUCAUUGGUGAUCCAAUCCCAUACGAUUCGACGUUGACUCCAGAGGAGCUUUCAGAGAAGGUUCAACUAGCGAUAGAAGAUCUUAUUUUGGUACAUCAGAGAGUGCCUGGUUCCAUUCUGGUUGGAUUGGCAGACAGGUUUACCAGACGAAAACAUCUUUGAUUAUUUGGGGGUAAAUAAAGGACAAUUGCAAAGGUUUUAAGCGCCGGCAUAAGGUUUUAUAUUGUUGGGGAAUGUUUGUUAACCAAGGGUGAAUGUAACUGCCCUUUCGAACAGGAAAUAAUCGUUCAAGUUACCGGUUGAAACUUGUUGGAGAAACGUUUAUUUUGUACUGUAUGGAUGCAAGAUGGCGGAACUUUUUACUUCGAAGAUUUGAAGCGUCUCGUUGUUAUUUGCAAUUGAAUUUGGAGAGUUUUGCAGAUAAACUGAAUCGAAAUAUAGUUUGAAAAAUUUAAUUGUUUUUCCGAAUUGAAUUUUGAAACUGUGCAUUUGAAUAUGGCGAAGAAUGCAACGAGUCACCAAUUGUUUUCUGAUGUUUAUUGGAAAGCCGCCAGUUUUAUCGACACCUUUCCGUGACUUUAUUAUGUAGAUCAAACUGAAGUUCUCGCUUGUCAUCAUUUUCCGUUUGGCAUUAGUAUAAUCACUCGUUUUUAAAUUUUAAACAACUUC
This is a messenger RNA of Dendronephthya gigantea, 1570 nucleotides long. Its product is annotated as transmembrane protein 68-like. The transcript is spliced from 8 exons. Gene Ontology annotation, molecular function: acyltransferase activity. Gene Ontology annotation, cellular component: membrane. The coding region runs from base 116 to 1063 and encodes 315 amino acids. The record is from RefSeq and is a predicted model, not a curated record. Lineage: Eukaryota; Metazoa; Cnidaria; Anthozoa; Malacalcyonacea; Nephtheidae.